Neurospora crassa OR74A is the source of this 1547-nucleotide messenger RNA. RefSeq lists its product as hypothetical. Lineage: Eukaryota; Fungi; Ascomycota; Sordariomycetes; Sordariales; Sordariaceae. The coding region runs from base 338 to 889 and encodes 183 amino acids. The record is from RefSeq and is a predicted model, not a curated record. The transcript has 2 exons.
CAUGUACACAAGCAAUUGGAUGUUCCCGGCGGGUGUGCGCCGUCUUCAAUCGGAUCAGCGUUGCCUCCCUGAAACUCGUCAACCUGGCCGCGACAUAACAAACAAGGUUUUUUUUUUUUUUUUUUUUUUUUCUCUCGUCAAGAACCAAGCUUACUUCACGCUACUUACUCCUACCCUUUUGUUGUCUAAGGACUCCUGUUGGCCUGUUGCUGCUGCUGCUGUUGUUGGGCGUUGAACCUACCAGUCGUGCUUACGUACCUUUCCCUACCUACCUACCUACCACUCGCCCUUUUAUCUUUUACUUGGUUACCAGUCGUUCUCGUCGCGCGGACUCGAAAUGUCAUCGGAAGUCUUCCGCAGAGUGGGCCGCGGAGGUGCGGGCAAUUGGUAUAGUAAAAAGGACAUUGAGGAUGCCGAGAAGGCGGCUGCUGAUCUCGAAGCGCAAAAGAAGUCUUCUUCCGGUUCUACCUCGCCAACAACCCUCGAGCGCUCCAUCACCGCACAAACCAGUCUCAGCAGCUCGCGAGCCGGUGGUCGCGGCGGCGCCGGCAACUUCUACGACGCCUCGGCAACCGACGCGGCCGCCGCCCAGCAGCAGGAGGAGGAGAAGGAGGCCGAGCUCGAGGAGCUGACGCGCGUCGUGACGGCGAGCAUCCAGCGGCCGAACCUCUCCGGCCGGCUGAGCGGGCGUGGCGGCGCGGGCAACUACAACGAUAACGCGGCGCGAAGCGCCCAGCAUCGACUGGACCCAGAGCAGCAGCGCAAGAUGAUAGAGGAUCUUAACGCGAGGGUGUUGCAGGAUGUGGAGGCCGGGCUGGCAAUGCCGAGACCGGCGUAUCAUGCCAAGUUUGAGCUAAAGCAUGAGAGGUUGGUGUCUGCUGAGCCUUGAGACGUACCCUUGAUGAUGAGGGUCUGCGUAAAAAAGGUGGAUGAAGGGAUAUGUGUGAUGAGAUGGGUGGUCAUGGUUCUGGUUCUGUUCACGUUUCGUUGGGUUGGUCAAAAGGGAGUUUGGGAAAGAGAUGGAAAACGAUGCACAAGCAAACCCAUGCACAUCGCUACAAUCGGGAAGUAGGAGGAACCGAUUGGUAUGCUGUGUAAUGGGCAAUGAUACCCCCUUUAGUCCCCUCAAGCAGGCAAGUUUUGAGCGGGCUCUGGAUUACGACACCGUCAGACUGACGGGAAGAAGCAGGGCUGUUUACCGAUAGCCAAAAAUUUGCGAUGGAGGCCUUGUUAACGACGUUUAUGUAUGUUUAUCAUUUUCGGAUCUUGAUCAUCCGUUAGGUGGAGUUGACGCAAAGCAUUCACUUCCACGGAAGCGGCAUCAAUCUCGACAUUGACGUGCGGGCAGUCCGCACAAGUUAUCGGCUCAGCAUACGAAUUGUAUAAGCUGGUUGAGCGAUAGUUGACAACAUGUAGCAGGUGUGAGCGGACGGCGACGAUAGUGAUGAUAGUCUAUGAUGUGUGUAACGAAGCGUUGCCUAUGCGCUAAGCGAGUCCGAGCCUCUGUUAGUCGCAUAUUCACCUCCCAACGCUUGGCAGCGCUCAAG